AUUCUUUUUUUCUCUUAUGGGAAAGACAGUUUCUCAAUUUUAGAAAGCUAUUUCAUUAUGACUAUAGAUGGAUUUAGCGUUUUAGACAAGGCAGCCAAAGAGAGUUUCGAUAGUGCUUUUGAUGAUUUGGGUGUGAAACUACAACUACAAAACCAACAGCAUACUCAAUCUUUUCCUUUUAGUAAUAUGAUGUUUGUUGAUCAUAAUGAUAAUAAUCCCUACCGUCCAUUCCCAUCAAGUGGGUUUGGUGAUAUUGGUCCCACAAGGAUCAAAAACAGGCGGUGCUUCAUCUCCUCCAAUGAUAAUAUUGGAGGAGGACAUAGUGAUACUGAUAGAGGUCAUUGUGCAGUUAUUAGUAGCAGUGUUGCAGGUGGGUUAAGGUCUCUGCAGCCUUUUGCUGCUUUCAAAUCUGAAUCCGCUGGAGGAAUGGCAGCAUCUUUGGGAUUUCCUUUUACAAAUGCACAGUGGAAAGAGCUUGAAAGACAAGCUAUGAUAUAUAAGUACAUGAUGGCUUCUGUUCCUGUUCCUCCACAUCUUCUCAUCCCCACUUCAAGAAAUUUUCCUUUAGACCCAACUGUUGCUUCCCACCAUUUAUUGGGCAGUGGUCUGAAUCUGAAGUUUACAAAUGGGGCAGAUCUAGAGCCAGGGCGGUGCAAGCGAACAGAUGGGAAGAAAUGGAGGUGUUCAAGAGAUGUAGCGCCUGACCAAAAGUAUUGUGAGCGUCAUAUGCACAGAGGUCGUCCCCGUUCAAGAAAGCCUGUGGAACUCCUUUCUAAUACCAACACCACUAAUAACAAGAAGAUCCGUUAUACUUCCGCAGAAUCUGCUUCUAAUAAUAACAAUGGUGUUGUUUCCGAGUUUGAUGAUACUCUUGCACAGCCAUAUCUUCAGGCCCCUGUUUUUCUUGAUAACCCCAAUUGCAAAGUUGCAAACUUUGAUACUUCUGUGGCCUUUGCUUCAUCUUUCAAGGAACCCAGGAGUAUGAAUUGGGUAGUAAAAGGGCCAGGUGAUCAACAAUGGCAGAAUACAGAAAUUGGAUUAUCCAGUGACUCUGUUCUGAAUCCAGAUUACCAAGAACAAGCUUUGAAUUUGAAUCCCUUCGGAAAUUUUAGUAGAGGAGAAGAUCAACAAAGUAAUAAUCAGUCUACUUUGUUUUUCGAUGACAAAUUCUCUCAUGGAGUAUUAAAUGACCCAAGUGCAAAUUGCAGAAACAGAAAUUCUUCUGUUUCCUCAAAUGGGAAGCUUUUGAAUGCGGCGCUAAGUUUAUCAAUAGAUGGAAGCAUCAGCUCCAUGAAUGAGGAGAUGGGUCAGAUCCAAAUGGGUUUAGGCCUAAUUGAAUCAGAUCAAAUUGGUGAAUGUUGUACAAAACCAAUGGCUUUGGCUCCUGCUUCUUGGACAGAGGCUGCUACACCAGGAGGUCCUCUAGCAGAAGUGCUACAACUAAGUUCUGUAGCUAAUCAAUUAUCUCCUGUGGCUGAGAUUGAGAAUGGUGAUUAUUGUAGUACUCCUCAAGCAACUGCAGUUUAUUCACCAUCUGGGGUUGUGCAGAAAGAGCUUCCUACUUCAUUUUCUGAUAGCAGUAACAAUAGUGUAUAUCAACACUUGCAAGUUCUGUAGGGGCAAAUCUAAGACUGCUUUGCUGUGGCUGAAUCAAGGAAAAUUGCAAUUUUCUGGUUAAGGAGGAUUAUGUUUUGGCGCUUUUAGUUGUUUAAUGGGUUAUUAUUAUCAGUAUUUUUUGUUUUGUGGUUUGUUAAAUGUGAUACUGGAAGUGGCAAGCAAAAUAUAUUUGUUUUGAUUUAGUUCCUUUUACAGGGUAUCAUAAUCCAAUGCAUGAUUGGUGAUUUCUUUUCUUA
Molecule: messenger RNA, 1853 nt
Organism: Jatropha curcas
Lineage: Eukaryota; Viridiplantae; Streptophyta; Magnoliopsida; Malpighiales; Euphorbiaceae
Gene: GRF7
Product: growth-regulating factor 7
Biological process (GO): developmental process; DNA-templated transcription; regulation of DNA-templated transcription
Cellular component (GO): nucleus
Molecular function (GO): ATP binding
Source: RefSeq, a predicted model, not a curated record